This is a messenger RNA of Grammomys surdaster, 1321 nucleotides long. RefSeq names its product KxDL motif containing 1 (gene Kxd1). Lineage: Eukaryota; Metazoa; Chordata; Mammalia; Rodentia; Muridae. Bases 199 to 798 code for a protein of 199 amino acids. Gene Ontology annotation, cellular component: BORC complex. Gene Ontology annotation, biological process: lysosome localization. The record is from RefSeq and is a predicted model, not a curated record. The transcript has 5 exons.
UGAGCCUCGCCUUAUCCGGUUUGGUUCUGUUGUUGUUGUUGUUGUUUUCCCUUUUAGAGUUUCGCCGCAAAGUUGAAGUUGGUUAGAGGACUCAGGCGGGACCGCUCCUUGUGCUCCUACUUGUGACCUUGAGGCGCAGAACCAUUCCAGUCAGCCUGGCAUUCCUGGGGGAGAGCAUAGGAGGCCGAGGAGAACGAGAUGGACACCCCAGACUCAGCCUCAAGGGUCUUCUGUGGCCGCUUCCUCAGCAUGGUGAACACUGAUGACGUCAAUGCCAUAAUUCUGGCCCAGAAGAACAUGCUGGACCGCUUCGAGAAAACAAACGAGAUGCUUCUGAACUUCAACAAUCUGUCCAGUGUGCGGCUGCAGCAGAUGAGUGAGCGCUUCGUGCACCAUACCCGCACCUUGGUGGACAUGAAACGGGACCUGGACAGCAUUUUCCGAAGGAUCAGGUGGCCCCUCCCCCUAGAGCUCCUCUGGGGUCCCACAGCCAGAUGCUCCCUCAGCCUGUCUUACAAGACACUGAAGGGGAAGCUGGCCCGGCAGCACCCAGAGGCCUUCAGCCACAUCCCAGAGGGAUCAUUCCUAGAGGACGAAGAUGAAGACCCUAUCCCGCCCAGUAUCACCACAACCAUCGCCACCUCGGAGCAGAGCACGGGCUCCUGUGACACCAGCCCUGACACUGUCUCACCAUCCCUAAGUCCUGGCUUUGAGGACCUAUCACACAUUCGACCUGGCUCUCCUGCCAUCAAUGGCCACAGCCAGACAGAUGAUGAGGAAGAGACACAUGAAGAAUAGCCUCCUUCCCACAGCCGUGGUCCUCCUAGGUCACAGUCAGUCAGCUUUGCUGCUCCAUUCUUUCACAGGCAGGGUUCCUAAUUCCUGCCACUCCCCCAAGAGCAGGACUUCCCUAUGCCACCACGUGAGCCCCAGCUGGGGCGGUGGGGCUGGGUAAAGCUAACCUUGAGCUCAGCCUGGACCAGCUUUGAGCAGUGCUUCUAAGAUUCCAGAGACCAAAACCAGAUUGUCCCCCUCACCCUGAGUGGACACAGGGGGCUGAGCUUGUUCCUACCCACUGGCAGCUGCUGGCUCAACUCUGGUCUCCCUGCUCUCUGUGGAAUACAUCUCUCCUGUUGUGUUGAAAUCUGGAGGAAUAGAAGAUUAGAGAUGAGGCAGCCUUGACUGAGGAGCUGCUUCUCCAUCAGGCGUCUCCAGCUGGCCAGUCACCUUAGAAAACAGCUCCAUGGAAUAUUUUUGUACCCGAUGUUUACAGAUGGUGGGAAGUUAUCAAUAAAGACUCUGUUGUUAAAAGGGAACACUA